GGGUCAACGACACCAUGGCAUGAGUUGGUCCCUUUCCACUAUGCCUCGCGGGAAUAACCCUAAUGAUUCAGAGCACGAAUCGGCUCUCGAGGCUUGAAGCAACCGGGAGAAUCCUCGUCUCUUCUUCUCCUCACCCUUUUGCCCCUCUCCGAUCGAAGGAUCUUUGGUACAUUGCGGUAGGUGUUUGUUCUGGAUCCUAAGGAAACCAAGAUCGAUUCUUUUGGGAUUCGUUUGAUGUUAUUGUUCGCUUUUCGUUGGUGCUAUUUUAGUUUUUGGGGAAAAGGAAAAUCGUGAAAUCUACAAGAAAAAAAUGUCUCUUUUCACGGUAAUUUUGGUCUCGAUUUUCGUUUUUCGAUGCUAAUAUAGUUCAUAAGAAAUAAUCCAUGGAGAAUAUUUGCUGCCGACUUGCAAGUUCUGUUCUUCAGCCAAAAUUAGCCAAAUGAGGGUGAAUUUGGUCUCAAAUUUUGCCUUCUUGGAUUUGGGGUGUGUAAAUUUGGCGGAACUGAUUUGGUUAUUGUACUGGGAAAUCGCAAGAAUAAGAUAUUGAUAGCGUCGGAUCAGUAUCAGCUUUCAGAUGUAUGUCACGGAAGCUCAAUUGCUUUGGUUAUGGAGGACCCCCAAUCUGUCAUCUUUGACUUACAGAAGCAUGAGAGAGCUUGGUAAACAUGAAUUCGGAAUUAAUGUCCUUGUCAAUAUGAUUUUUAGUUUGUUCAUAUGAAAAUGGCAUUGAAUGUGUGUUUUGUUUUCUUUUUUCAUGCAUAUUAGAGGUAUGUGUGUUGGAACCUUUUUAUCUAGUAUUUUCUGAUCUUCAUAUAGACAAGUUGAAGGGUAAAACGUAAUCAUUCUAAUUAUAUUCAUCCGUUAAAUUUGGCUGAAAAAUAUAAGUGAUUUAUUUUGAUAUAACCAUAAACAACCUGGAUGGCAUGUUGAAUUUUCAUUCUGUGGAAUUGUCGAUGCCAAUGUCCUGACUUUGCUAAAGCAAUAUAUUAUGGAAGUCACCUGUUACUUGGUUGGUGUAAUUAUUGUAGUUUUCUCUUAAUGAAAUUGACUGUCUUAUGCAAAGAAUAAUUACGAACAUGAAAUGAUCUGGUUACAAAUUUAAAAAGAAACACAAAUUUGGAGGAAGUAUGCAAAUGAGAUGUGGUUUGAUGAUUGCUUACCACACUUUUCUUCUCUCAUAGCGCGGACAAGUUUUCUCUUAUCUGACAUUUGGUGUCAAAAAAAAAACCUAGAUUGACAAUGAAAAUGUGUAACAAAGGUCCAUUGGUAUUUGUUGCUCAGAAUCUACGUCUUCUUCAACAAGGUGCUCAUACAAUAAGAAUAUAUACUCACAACAAUGUUCAGUCCAUUUUGACGUAUUAUCUCAUCUUCCAUAAAUUGUAUUCAUUCUGCAGCUGUGCCAUUCGAGUAUGACAGCAAUUUGAUGUGAAGAUAAAAGACAAGGAAAAAAAGCAAUUCUGUUUGGAUUUUUGUCCUAUCAUACCUAUUGGAAGAAACACAAAUUAAACUCUAUCAUACUCCUUCCAUUUAGUUUUCAAUGCCAUGCAUGCUGAUGAAAUGUUCAUUUGAAGUCAUUUAAAUAGCUACCAUGACAACAAGAACCAUUAGAAGGCGGCUUCAUCAUGGAGAUGUUGAUGGAAGGAAAAGUGAGUUUGUGGAACCAUCAAGAUUUGAUGUCCAAAAUGAACCACUACUUGGAAAUGACAACCAUUCAGACAAUUAUAAGGGAUAUGAUGAUAGACACAGACAAGAUUGGGAUGACAAAACAAAGGAAGUAGACCUUCACUGGACCUGCCUUUUGUCCAAUUUGACUGUUCAGUGGUCUCAAUGGUUAGCAAGUAUUGCCCGUGGCUCUGGAUCUGUUUUAGGAAGGUUAUUAUCACUUUCUUCUAUUACAAGUGUACAAUUUGUCCCAAUUUGUCUUACUCCAUUGCAGGAAGAAAGAUUGAGAAACCUGAGGCGGAGACUGAAGGUUCGGUUUGAUGGUUCUCAUUUGGAUCAUCUAGAUGCUCUGAAACAGCUUUGGCAGUCAUCCUACCCUAAUCGAGAAGUUCCCCCGUUUAAAUCUGACUCAUGGAAGGAAAUGGGUUGGCAAGGUUGUGAUCCAUCAACCGAUUUCAGGGGUGGUGGCUUUAUAUCAUUGGAAAACCUCAUCUAUUUUGCCAAAAACUACCCGAAUUCUUUCCAAAUGCUGUUGCACAAAUCAGAAGGUAGAAGAGCUGAGUGGGAGUAUCCUUUUGCCGUAGCUGGCGUUAAUGUAUCAUUCAUGUUGAUUCAGAUGCUAGACUUGCAGUCAGAUUUUCCAUCUUCAAAAGCAGGAGUUCGUUUCCUGGGACUGCUUGGAAACGAUGAGAAAGCAUUUGAUAACCUCUAUUGUAUAGCUUUCUGUAUGUUGGAUGCUCAGUGGCUUGCAAGACAUGCUUCUUAUAUGGAGUUCAAUGAGGUUCUGAAGUUCACAAGAAUUCAGUUGGAGCGCGAACUUGCACUGGAAGACGUUACCAGCAUAAAAGACUUGCCUGCAUACAACAUGAUUAUAUAGUCUUUUUUUCAGAUCCAAAUUUGAGCUAUCAAUGCGGGAUUUCGAAGAAUCUUUAUGGAGACCAUCACAAUGCAUAAAACAAACACAAUUGUAAAAAAGGAUAGUGGUGCUGAUUACAAAAAUAAGUUCUUUUCAUCUUUUUAUUUUUAUUUUUUGUAUUUGAAAGGUCAUCUGUUUUCUGCUAAAUAUGAGCAGUAUGUAUUCAACAAAAUUGCUUUAAUGAAGUGACAGGUUGACGAUC
Molecule: messenger RNA, 2780 nt
Organism: Musa acuminata subsp. malaccensis (wild Malaysian banana)
Lineage: Eukaryota; Viridiplantae; Streptophyta; Magnoliopsida; Zingiberales; Musaceae
Source: RefSeq, a predicted model, not a curated record